Ceraceosorus guamensis is the source of this 3289-nucleotide messenger RNA. RefSeq lists its product as hypothetical. Lineage: Eukaryota; Fungi; Basidiomycota; Exobasidiomycetes; Ceraceosorales; Ceraceosoraceae. The transcript has 4 exons. Bases 501 to 2990 code for a protein of 829 amino acids. The record is from RefSeq and is a predicted model, not a curated record. Gene Ontology annotation, molecular function: DNA-binding transcription factor activity, RNA polymerase II-specific; zinc ion binding. Gene Ontology annotation, biological process: regulation of DNA-templated transcription.
GACGCGCGCGUCCUCGAUCUGCAUCACGGGUACCCGGACCAGCAGACGCGUUCGUACUUUGCGACUUCUGUCGGUGCACGCUGGUAUUCUCUCAAUCCCAUCUCCACUCUGCACCACACGCUACCACGCGCCCCAUCGUAGCCGUCGCGGCUCGCCCGAGAGCAUCAUCUCUGGGCCGCUUCCGGCUGGGGCUGCAUCAUUCGCUCUCCUUUCGACGCAUUACCAUUCGUCGAAGCAGCACGCACGCGCCCCAUUCUGGACGGGCAUAACAAUCUAUACGUUGCAGUGAAGCGUUGCAACGACUCGUCCGGAACACUCGCGCGACACUCUACCCGCAAGCACACUCCCGCUGCAUCGUGGCUGACUGGUGAUAUCUCCAGCAGAAGAGAGACGAGGAUCGAGACACGACGUCUACUUGUGAGCUCCGCUUUGAGCGAACGCGGUCUCUGUGCUACGCUGGCUCUUCCAAUCGAGGGUUCGCUCUGGUAGCCCAAGGCGAGAUGGCGUACUACAAUCAAGGACCUGGCAACGGUUACGGCUUUCAAGGGGAUUCGAGCAGUUCAUCAGGGCCGCCGCCCUCGAGCCACCAUGUCAGCUCCGAGUCGCAGCAUCACCAUUACCCGCCACACCCUGCAGCAGGUCCGUCUAUGCAGCAAAGCUAUCCAUGUCCCAAUUGCGGCAAGGCUUUCGCAAGAGAUGACCUGCUGCGUCGACAUUUAGCUCGCGAAGCACGCGCCAUGGCUCAGCCUUCUUUUGACCGGCAAAAAUCUUGUCAGUCUUGUGCUGCGAGCAAGGCAAGAUGUGACCUAGAGGUGCCUACAUGCGGGCGGUGUCGGGCGAGGGGCAAACUUUGUGUCUAUGGCGCGCGCUCCGGCAAUCCCAACGUCAGGAGAGCGCAGCGAGACUCGGCAAUGCCGAGUGGCUGGCACCCUGGUCAGCAGGCAGCAGUUGCUUCGCCAAGCUGGUCAGGUGGUCCUGGCUCCGGCUCCAUGUAUGGGGUCAACCCGGCUAGUACGCCGUCACUUCCUCCCACGCCUGGCUUUGCGCCAGAAGGAUCGGGUGAUGAUUACUCGUCCUCAGAAGAUUCGCGAGGAUGGUCGUCCUCCGACCAGUACAAUCAGUACCGCAAUGCUCGCUCCUACUCCGUUGGAAAUAGCGACUCCGAAAGCUUAGCAAGCGAAUUUCAUUCCCAGCAUGGAAGCUUUUCCUACGGAGACGCUGCGCAUCAGCAGCAACGGCCACCGGCAGGCUCGACGCUCGUCUCGAGCUUCGCGCCCUCGUUUGCACCUCCUGCUCGCACAGAUUCACCAGCUUCCUUUUCCCAAGGCGGCAGCACUGCCUCUCAGCGCGGGUUCGCUCGCGGAGGCCAAAGCGGCUCCAUCGACACCAGCGUGAGGCCUUUUCAGGCGGAUGAGGGCGAGGAAACACCAAUAGCAGGAGGCACCGCCGCUGCUGGGAUCACAGGCCUGCCAGCCGCGCCUCAGCAUGCUAACACCAUCCCUGGAGCUAUGGGACCCCCAACUAUUCCUCGCGGUGCUCGCAAUGCCAGUGCGCCAUUCAGCGGCGAAUCGAUACCACCAACCGGCUACUCAAAUUUCGAUACUCUACAGGGCGCCGGUGCUCCCGGCAGCAGACCUCAACCCCCAAGGCUGCUCACUGGUAGCCGCAUGCCAGUGCCAGGCGCAUCCACCCUGCCCGGCCUGCAGACGGCUUUUGGCAGUGGACGACCGCUAUUCAGUGCUCAGUUGGACCUAAGCGGUUGGCUCGAGGAGCCCGUCGUGCCGUCGCCGCUGUACCGCAUGGGGCCGAGCCUGUCAGCCCUCGGCGCAGCAGCCCACUCUUUUCUCCCACCAACCCCGACCUCGGACGCUUCAGCGAACGCUACGCGCCAAGCACUUGGUGGUGGUGGAGUCCGCGAGGCUGGUCUUCGGUCCAUGUCGGACCCGACGGUCGAGAAUGCCACAAACAGCUCUGCCGAUGUUGGCAUGGCUGGCGAAGAUGCAGCGCAGCGCACCAUAGGCCAGGUAUCGCCCGAAGAGCUCAGUGCUCGUCAUUGGUGGCAGAAGCGCGACCUCGCCAGGGAUGCCGACGUGAGAGGCCAAGUCGCAAGCGUAUGUGCUGGGCACUUUACCCUUUAUCCCGCUCUACUGGUGCUGCCGGAUCCCACGUCACCGGUGCCUCCGCUGUUUCACAGGCCGUGGAUGGCGCAGUCACGCUUGGCUACACCAUCCACUCUGGCCAUCGCUCGUGUCAUCAUCGCAGGCUACCACACCCGGUUGCCCGCAAGCGAAGGCUUCGUCUGGGAGCAGCUGGUGACACAAGCUUGCAGGCUUACGAGCCAAGUGGAUAUCAUCGCUGCCAAUGGAGACGACAACGACGUAUACGCUGCUACUGCUGCACUUUGGCUUUACGUGGUUCUCCUCUUGAUGAUGUCGGAGCCGCCGCCAGGAGUCAAGGUGCCAGCAGACACUACUCCCAAGUUCGACAUCUCGAGUCAAACACCACAUCAGGUACACGUGCAAGUCGUUGAUGACGGUUUGGUAGCCUUAUCCACGUUAGCGCGCACACUGUCUGCUGGGGUCAAAAGGUUGGAGGCCGAGCGCGAGGCAUCUCGCGCCGAGUUCCUCGCAUGGGGCUUCGAAGAGACUCUGCGACGAAUCCUCUUUGCGACGUACGCCCUGCUCGUCCUGCAACGCUUGAGGGAGAGCGACGCCAGCGUUCAGUCCAAAUUGGCAGGUGCAGACUUGGUCUUGGACGUCAGUCUACCAGCCGGCGCGACCGAGUUCGAGGCUGGCGUGGAGCUGGAGUGGAGGGCGGCACAAGCAGCUAUCGGUUCUGAACGCCUCACACUCAGAAAGCUCCUUGCCGAAAGAGGAGCAGAAAGCGCGAGCGCGGUGUCUAAAGCGUACUUUGAUCGACACGAUGAUUUCACAAACGCCGUCCUCACCGUAGCUUUCGCCUUGGAUGACAAGCUGGACCCUAACGCUUGAGGAUCCGGAGCAACGAAGUUCUCUUCAGCCCCUCGCCUGCACCCUCUCGAUCACCGGUCGUCUUCCACCCACCCCUCUAUUGUUCACACACACACACACACACACACACACGCACACUCUCCCUUCUGUAAACAAAUCACGGACGCUGCUCGCUUUUCCGCACGCCAAGCUCCCGUCGCUCCUUCACCGCUGCUUGGUCUCUUGUACCUCCUCUUGCCUUCUCGCUGUACCCAUCGCACAUCGUACCUCGUAAGUUACCCCUCUCGCCAACGGCUACGUUUGAAAUUCGUUGUUGAUUG